AAAUAGAAACUGAUUUCAAAUCAAAAGUUCAAAGCCCCAAAUUCUAAACGCCUAUUUAGUCAAAUUUUCUCCUCUUUCUUCUUGAGGACUUUUUGCAGUUUGCACUUGGCAGUGUCUAAAUUUACAACCAAAAUGCAAAUGUAAGAAUGGAGAAUAGAGAGGACUUGACUUCAAUCCUUCCUUUCUUGCCACUGUGUCUCCGUUCAUCAUCUUCCCUCUUUUGGCCACCGCCAGUUGUUGUAGCACUGAAAUCCCUCUCUUUUGGUCCUCAUUACAGCAAUGUUAACUCCGGACAACUUCUCUUCCUCGCUAUCUCCGACAUCCGGAACUGUCUUUCCUUGCCCGAUUAUUCAAUUUCAUCUUCUGCUUCUGACGGUUUUGCCCUCUUCUUUGAUGAUUUAAUUCCUAGGGCUGAAGCUGCUAAAUGGUUUGAAGAAGUGGUCCCGAAAUUGGCGGAUUUGCUAUUGCGGUUGCCUUCUUUAUUAGAGACUCACUAUGAGAAGGCUGAUGGUGGUAUUGUUAAAGGAGUCAAUACUGGUCUUCGCUUAUUGGAAUUACAACAGCCUGGCAUUGUUUUCCUCAGUCAGGAAUUAGUCGGUGCUCUUCUUGCAUGUUCCUUCUUUUGUCUAUUCCCUACCAGUGAUAGAGGUGCCAAACAUCUCCCGAUGAUCAACUUUGAUCAUUUGUUUGCGUAUCUGUAUGAUCAGUAUGACGAGAAACUUGAAAAUAAAUUAAAAUGCAUUGUUCACUAUUUUGAGAGGAUUGGUUCAUUGAUGCCCGCCGGCUGCGUAUCAUUUGAGCGAAAAGUUCUUGCUCUAGAACAUGGUACAUUUUGUUUUCCUUAUCCAAAGGAAAAUUUCUGGAGCCAAUCCAAUAUUUCCCUUUGCCCUUUUAAGAUUUCCAAUUCAGGCUUCAUUGAAGAUCAAUUAAGCGAAGCUAUUGAAGUUGACUUUGCGAACAAGUAUCUUGGAGGUGGUGCUCUCAGUCGGGGCUGUGUACAGGAAGAGAUUCGCUUUAUGAUCAAUCCAGAGUUAAUUGCUGGCAUGCUUUUCUUGCCUUGCAUGGCAGACAAUGAAGCACUUGAAAUUGUUGGUACAGAGAGGUUCUCAAAUUACACCGGAUAUGCUUCUUCCUUCCGUUUUGAUGGUGACCACGUGGACAAAAAAGAAAUUGAUGUUUUUGGAAGGCGUAAGAGGAGAAUAAUUGCAAUAGAUGCACUAAGCAGCCCUGGAAAAAGGCAGUACCGGGUCGAAUGCCUCCUAAGGGAAAUUAACAAGGCUCUGUGUGGUUUUUUGGAUCAUUUUAAGUGUCAUCAGUAUCAAAAGUUUCUUCAAGAUGCUGGCUUCGAGGGCUGUCAACAUGAUCCUAAUGUUAAAGAAUCUGGUGGACAUUCUGAAGUUUAUCAUUCGUCUCCUGGAAACCCUUCAACAUCUUCUCAAACAAUUGAAGAAACUUUGGCUAACCAGUUAUUCAGAAAUCAUGAGGCACACUAUUGUCAACCUUUAGACUAUCAGCAAGAAAUUGGAGUUGUGACUGGAAAUUGGGGUUGUGGUGCUUUCGGUGGGGAUCCUCAAGUUAAAGCUAUGCUUCAAUGGCUUGCUGCAUCCCAGGUUAUUUUAUCCUUGGACAUUUUUCCAGCAUUUUGUUACAGGAACUUAUGCUCUCAUACGCAUCAUGUCACAAAAUGGAUGGUGGCAAUAUGUAAACACUUUAUGUACCCUGCGCCAGCGCUUAAUAAAUAUAUUCAUGUGAAGUCACGAAUGCUGAAUUUUCCCUUGUACUUUUUUUCUGCAAAUUUUCUCUCCUUUCUUCUCUGGCAGGCCUUGAGACCUUUCAUCUUGCAUUAUACAUUCGACUUGGCAGCACUGCAGAUGCUGGGACAGGUGGCUCAAUGGAUUUGUUCACAAGGGUGGACUGUUGGGGAGCUUUGGAAUAUGUUGGUGGAAUAUUCAGUCCAGAGAUUGAGGGGAGAAACUGGAACUGGCUUCUUCAGUUGGCUCCUUCCAUCGUUGAAAUCUCGUGAUACUAUUUUGCUCAAACAAUUCUCAUAAUGUUUAAAAUUUUCUGGUCAUUUUAUUAUCCUUGUAUAAGUGAAGAAAAAUACCGUGCAUUUGUUGUGAACUCGCGUACGCCUAUUUUUCGAGGGGUUCUCUUCAUUGAGUUCCCCCUAAAAAUAGUUAAGAAAAUAGUAUAUUAGGUCAGACUUUUAUCAUAUUUUCCAAAUUAUCUGUAAGAAAAUUGCAAGUGUCAAAAAGAAACUGUAUAUUUUUGAUUGGCGUGCUUUAGAAUAAGAUGGAAAAGAGUUAGAAAGGAAAUAGUUUGGUAUGACAUAUUAUGGGAAUAUUACUAUUAUUAUUAUUUUA
Molecule: messenger RNA, 2363 nt
Organism: Lycium barbarum (goji berry)
Lineage: Eukaryota; Viridiplantae; Streptophyta; Magnoliopsida; Solanales; Solanaceae
Product: poly(ADP-ribose) glycohydrolase 1-like
Exons: 10
Coding region: 147-2051 (634 amino acids)
Biological process (GO): regulation of DNA repair; ATP generation from poly-ADP-D-ribose; nucleotide-sugar metabolic process
Cellular component (GO): cytoplasm; nucleus
Molecular function (GO): poly(ADP-ribose) glycohydrolase activity
Source: RefSeq, a predicted model, not a curated record